This is a messenger RNA of Eimeria maxima, 451 nucleotides long. RefSeq names its product deoxycytidylate deaminase, putative. The annotation marks the transcript as partial. The record is from RefSeq and is a predicted model, not a curated record. Lineage: Eukaryota; Apicomplexa; Conoidasida; Eucoccidiorida; Eimeriidae. The transcript has 5 exons.
AUGGUAGUUGUAGGUGUAUGUACACCCCAAAAUGGAACAGCAACAGCAGCAGCAGCAGCAGCAGCAGAAGCAGCAGAAGCAGCAAAUGCAAGUGCAGCAGCAGCAGCAGCAGCAAGUGAUGCAGCAGAUGCAACAGAUGCAGCAGAUGCUGUAGUUAUACACACAGAAGGAGCAGCAGCAGCAGAAGACGAAGACGAAGAAGCAGCAGCAGCAGCAAUGAAUUAUUGUAUGCAAAAUUGGGAGAAGAAUUUUAUUUUAUUGGGAAUAAAAACACCACAACAAUUACAGAUAUGCAGGAAGCGUCCAAUUUUUUUACUAAUUGCUCUUAAUGCGCCAAUAUUAAUUCGCAUGCAAAGAGCAAAGAAUGAAGAUUUAACAACUUUCUUAAAAAAAGAGGAUGAGGUGAUGUUUGGAUCCAAUACAGAGGGAGGAGGAGAUGGCAUGAGCGCAU